Molecule: messenger RNA, 7344 nt
Organism: Danaus chrysippus (African queen)
Lineage: Eukaryota; Metazoa; Arthropoda; Insecta; Lepidoptera; Nymphalidae
Source: the annotation of a GenBank genome assembly
AUGAACCUGGACCCUCUAACGUUUAGCUUAUCACAAAUAAAUUAUCUUGUUGUAAAUUUAAAUAAGAAGAACUUUAAACAGACAAGUCAAGAGUUGUCCCAGAUUGUCAGUCUCUAUGGCUUGGAAGCAGAGAAUCAACUGCUGAGGUGUCUGCUCAGUGAGGCGGCUAAAACGUGGGACGAGCGUACUGCAUCCAGCGUGCAUGCUUCACUCCUCGCCCAGCACUUGGCCUGUCUGCUGAACCACCCCGCUAAGUCUACGGUGAUCUGCCAAGCAGUUGAUCAACCCACACGCUCCCUGCAAAAGGUUUUAAAACCAACGAAUUCACUACUUAGUCGACUAGCAAGGUUGCUGAAAUUUACGACAGCCCAAGAUGUUGCCUUCACAUUGGUGCUGAGAAGAAAUUCUUCGAAACCUGAAAUUGUUUCUCUUGCCAAACAGCAUUUAAAGAAAAGAUUUUUGGACUUUGUCCAGUGUUAUCUUGACGCAGAGCGUGGUCAUCAAGUCGAGCGUGCGGGACUUCAGGAAUGCAGCCCUGAAGUUUUGCAAACUCUUCUAACCAGUCUCGCCUACGAGAACUUCCGGCUCGCAGCCGUCACGAAGGAUUUGUUUUUGAAACGCCUGCGUAUAGACUUUCCUCGCGAGGUUGUUCCUAUUGUACUAGCGCCCCUGCUGUACCCCGACGACACACAGACUCCUUUGGAGGAGAUGACAACGUCUGAUGAUAUGACAGCAGCAAUGAUGGACAAUACUUUAGCGGAAAUCAUUCGAGACAUCGGAUAUGCCUUCACGGCUUCCGUCGAAGACUGCAAAAAUAAUAUGGUCAAUUUUGGUGCUAGAGAGCCCACAGCCAUUGACGUUGCUAGAAUCAUAUCUACUAUGAUCAAGUAUCAUGCGACUAUACAAGAAGCCCCACAUGUACAAACUCCAGGAAAUUUCUGGAUGAAUCAUGAGGCCAAAAAGGAGGCCAUGACCCAUGGGCACGUCGGAGAAACGUGGAACCCAGAAGUAUUUGUCCAGACACUCAAAGAACUUGCUUCAAAUUUAAAUUGGAAGGAAGUCAUUCUACAAUUAGAUCAUCCAGAAUUCAUUGUUCCUGACAGACAGGGUUUGAGCCUACUAUUCACUAUUUUGCGCCUAGGUCUCCAGAGUGCUGGAUAUCCUGCAAACAUAUUCCCCGUUGAAUACCUUUGCCGUCGUUGGGCGAAUUUGGAAGGUCAAAUGAGUUUAUUAACGAACAUACUCAAACAUCCGGAUAUAUUCAGCUUUGCCGAUCAUCCUUUCCAUCCAGUAUCCAUAGAUCUGCUGAAAUCGCCACCGGAAACAGAUAACAAAGAAGUAUCUACUUGGCGGUGUCUAUAUUUGGUAGAGCUAUUAUUAUAUGCUUCAGAACGCGGCUAUUAUCUGCAAGUACACGAGCUAUUUAAAUAUCCAGUACAACACUGUCCUGACAUACUAUUAUUGGCUUUGUUACAAAUUAGUCCACCUAUAACGGGUUUUAGACAAGAAUUAUUAACGACACUAAUUCCUAUAUUUUUGGGCAACCAUCCAAACUCGGGCAUAGUUUUACAACAUGCAUGGCAUUCACAAAACCCCAAUAUCAAGCCCAUAAUCAUGCACGCAAUGGCAGAUUGGUACAUAAGAGGAGAAUGUGAUCAGUCGAAGCUAUCAAGAAUAUUGGACGUUGCGCAGGACCUUAAGGCUCUAUCCUUAUUGUUGAACGUCCAAUCUUUUCCGUUUAUAAUCGAUUUAGCUUGCUUAGCAUCUCGUAGAGAGUACCUCAAACUUGACAAGUGGCUAACAGACAAAAUACGUGAUCAUGGAGAGACAUUUGUUACUGCCAUGGUUAAAUUCCUUCAACGAAGAUGUCCCCAAAUAAUUGGAAAAAUACCGGAAGACCAAUUGCCCAAAGCGGCGCAGUUACCGCCUGAAACUGUGGGCACAAUGUUGGCUUGUCUACAGUUGUGCAUUCCCAACGUCCAACAAGAAUUACAGGAGGCGAUAUACAAUUUAAUGGCUAGCUGUCAAGCCUUAAUUCUUACGAAGGCUAGACCGGGUAUACCCGGUAUUGCAAGACCUCAUACACGGAUUUUAGAAACUCCAUUCAAUCCAGCUGGCUUGGGGCCUCAGCUUUUUACUCCCCAUGUUGACGCUAUUGCAAAUUUAGCACCGAAUGUCGCUAAUAUGACAUUGGGAGCACCGGCAAAUACAGCUUUUGCUAUGCCAGGUACUCUCGGACCAUUAGUCGCAGCGCCAGGAUCGCCGUCGCGUCUCUUAGGUGCUGGACCCAAUAGUCCCUUUGCUAUGAUGCCUAUGCAGCAACAUGUUGCUAAUGUGGCAAAUAUGGGAGCAUUAGCUCGUAUGCCUCCUACGCCUAUGGACAAACCACGAUUGCCAGAUCCUAUACAUUUACCAGAAAUGAUUCACAAUGUCUCCAAAGAAAUAGAAGACGAAGCCAAUGGUUAUUUUCAAAGGAUUUACAAUCACCCUCCACAUCCUACAUUAUCAAUAGACGAGGUACUAGAAAUGCUUAAGAAAUUCCAAGAUUCGCCCAAUAAAAGGGAACGUGAUGUGUUCUCUUGUAUGCUCCGGAACCUAUUCGAAGAGUACAAAUUCUUCCCACAGUACCCCGACAAAGAGUUGCAUAUUACAGCGCAGUUGUUCGGUGGUAUUAUUGAGAAAGGAUUAGUUCCUAGCUAUGUGUCACUGGGACUAGCUUUGAGAUUCGUCCUAGAUGCUUUACGAAAGCCGGAGGGCUCUAAAAUGUAUUACUUUGGCAUAGCGGCGUUGGAUAGAUUCAAGUCGCGAUUAAAAGAUUAUCACAAAUAUUGCGAACACGUAAGAGCUAUACCGCAUUUUAAUGAAUUCCCUCCACACUUAAUCGAAUACAUUGAGUACGGUCUCCAGAGCCAAGAGCCGCCCACGAAACCGCAGGGUGCAGUUUUACCUACGAGUCUAACCGCCAUCUUGAAUCAGACCGCUGUUAUAACAGUAUCAGCACCUUACAGGGCAGUAAUUUGCGCUCCAAGUGCCAUCUCUGUCAUCUCGAAAGUGUCAAAUUGUAUUGCGGGCGGAAUAGGAAGUCGGCCUUCAAUAGCUAACGCUACCAACAUUGAUACACUACUGACUGCUACCGACAGGGAAGAGAAGAUAAACGCACCACCAGAGGCUAUUCAAGAUAAAACUGCUUUCAUAUUCAAUAAUCUCAGUCAAUUGAACUUACAACCCAAAUGUGAAGAAUUAAAAGAAAUCAUAACAGAAGAAUACUUCCCAUGGCUAUCACAGUACCUAGUGAUGAAAAGAGCGUCCAUAGAACUAAAUUUCCACGCUCUGUAUUCUAAUUUCCUAGACGUUCUAAAAAUUCGUGAAAUAAACAGGCUAGUUACUAAAGAAACUUAUCGGAACAUCAGAGUAUUGUUGCGAUCUGACAAAGGCAUAGCUAACUUUUCUGAUCGAUCGUUACUCAAAAACCUCGGCCAUUGGUUAGGCAUGCUCACCUUAGCUCGCAAUCAACCCAUACUCUACAUCGACCUCGACCUCAAAGCACUCUUACUUGAAGCUUAUCACAAAGGCCAGCAGGAGCUGUUAUAUGUCGUGCCGUUUGUUGCGAAGGUCUUGGAAUCCUGCGCCAAGAACGUCGUAUUUAAACCGCCGAACCCUUGGACAAUGGCCCUCAUGAACGUAUUGGCUGAAUUACACCAAGAACCAGACUUAAAAUUGAAUCUGAAGUUUGAAAUAGAAGUGCUUUGUAAAAACUUGAGUUUAGAUAUAGCCGAUCUUAAACCAUCACUGUACCUGAAGGACCCAGAGAAAGUGAGGACGAUAGAGUUCCAGCUUUCACAACCCAAACCGGUCAAAGAAACCCCCAACGUGAUGCCAGUGAAUCAGACGCUAGUUCCGGCACCACAAAUACAGUUGAUGCCACCGCAGCCUCAGAUGAUACCCGUCGAAGAUAUGUCAGCUGCCGCGCCCACGCCCACCGCUGGCCUGGUCGCCAAUGAUCCAAACCUCAUGGGCGUUUUAGGUCUGCCAGAGCCAAGGUUCAACUACCUCGAUGUCAACGUCUCAUCCACGUCGGCCUUCGGACAGAAAAUAUGUUUCAAUCCGCAUAUCAUUCUGUUCCAAAACUACCCACACUUGAAACAAUUUGUGAAACCUGCUAUCGAAAGAUCGAUUCAAGAAUGGAUACAUCCAGUGGUCGACAGGUCCAUCAAGUAUGCUCUGACGACUUGUGAGCAGAUAAUUAGGAAAGACUUCUCCUUCGACCCCGACGAAGUACGUAUGCGCACUUGCGCGCAUCAUAUGAUGAGGAAUUUAACGGCUGGCAUGGCUAUGAUAACGUGUCGGGAGCAGAUCAUCAGCACCAUCAGCACGAACCUCAAGGCAGCGUUCAUCACCGCACUUAUACCGACCACGCCGCAACAGUUUAACACUUUGCAGAAGGAUAUCAUAGAGAGUGCCGCAGCUGUGCUCGCCACGGAGAACAUGGAGCUUGCUUGUGCUUUCAUACAGAAGACAGCCGUUGAGAAGGCUCUCCCGGAACUCGACAAACGAUUGAUGAACGAUUACGAAAUGCGUAAAAUCGCUCGCCAAGAGGGCAGAAGGUACUACGAUCCCAUUGUCUUGACGUAUCAGACGGAAAGGAUACCGGAAAGGGUCCGCCUACGCGUCGGAGGUCCAACGGACUUGCAGAUAUCUGUCUACGAGGAGUUCGCGUGCAACAUUCCAGGAUUCAUGCCUGUGAGGGACGCUGGAAUGUUCAUACCGAAACCGUCCGCCCAAGAACAAGUGCCACAGAUGACGUUCAAUCAAGUAAUGAAUCCGCAACAGGUAUACGGAACGGAUGAGAUGGGUACACUGAUAUCAGCUGCGGAGUUGUUCCUUAGCAACGCCCUGUCUGUUCCCUCGUUCGCGGUGCAAGCGACUAACAUGCAUACAUUACUGGAAUGCCUCAUCAUAGCCAGACGGAAUCGAGAUAUCGUGUCGGGCUACACGCUCCUCCAACGAGCUGUUGAGGGUCUACUAGACGGUCACAUUGUACAGCCGGGAACGAACCCAGAACACGCUGAAAUGAUGACCCGAUAUCGAGAUAUCCACCUGCGCGUACUGAAACUGUUAGAAGACGCGAGAGUGUAUGGCCACGCGUGGACAACUAAACAAAUCACAUACUGCGUGUCCGAAUGCAGAGAUGAACUGAGAUACAAUUUAGAAGCUAUCGACUGUCUCGUUAGAAACCACCUGAUUAACAUGCCACAGUACGAUCUCGCGUUGGCACAUUUGAUGGAUAACGGCAAUAACUACGUCGCGGUGGCUUUCGCGAUGCAAGUUGUACAGUUGUAUCUCGUGGAUGAUAGGAACAACGUGUACGCAACGGAAUCGGAUCUCUAUCACACUACUGAUACUCUUGUUAGGAUGAUGUCACACUCGAGGCAGCCACCGCCAGAGGGACUUGCCACAUUGAUUGAAACUAUCCGCAUCAACCAGGACCCAAGCACGUAUCUUGGAGAACGCUCACCUCUUGGACCAACUGCUCAUAUACAUAAUGGCAUUUUGCAAGUGCGGGCUCGCGACUACGAAGAUCCACCCGGUCUCCAAGAGAAGACGGAAAAUCUGCUCCGCGAAUGGAGAAAUGUGCUGCUAAGUCCACUCACCGAAAUAGAAAUCGGACAGAACUUCAACAUAUACGUGCACAGAAUGAACAUGAAUGGCAUACUGAAGUCAGAUGAUAUGAUCACACGUUUCUUCCGCAUAGCCACUCAGAUGUGCGUCGAGAAUGUAUACCAGUUAUUGAACGAGGACAGAAUGAAUCCGCCACCGGUGCCGCCGAAGAGGGACAAGUAUUACGCUAUGUGCGAUUCAUUCAUCAAGCUUGUGUCGCUGCUGAUUAAGAAUACAGCUGACGGAGGAAAUCCUACGCCGAAAUUGAACUUAUUGAACAAGAUCCUGGGUAUAAUCGCGGGCUGUCUGCUUCAAGAUCACGAAGAGCACGGCUCCAAUUUCCAGCAGUUGCCGUACCACCGUCUCCUGUUGAUAUUAUUCCUAGACAUGAACAUGGCCGAACCCGUCCUUGAAUCUAUGAACUACCAGGUUCUAACAGCAUUCUGCCAUACACUCCGCAUCAUACGUCCGAGCGUAGCUCCAGGGUUUUGUUACGCGUGGCUGGAAAUUGUCGCCCACAGAGCAUUCGUGAAUCGUGUUCUGGCUGUGACGCCUCAACAGAAGUCUAUCAUGGAAGUAUUGGGUUGGGGGAUGUAUUCGACGCUGCUUAUCGACCUUUUCAAGUUCCUCGAUCCGUUCUUACGUAACACGGAGCUGGCGACGCCAGUCAUGAUGCUGUACAAGGGAACACUCAAAGUGUUGCUAGUAUUGCUCCACGACUUUCCCGAGUUUUUGUGUGACUAUCACUACGGCUUUUGCGAUGAGAUCCCACCAAAUUGCAUACAAAUGAGGAAUCUCAUUCUGUCUGCGUUCCCGAGGAACAUGCGUCUCCCGGAUCCGUUCACACCUAACUUGAAGGUGGAUCUGUUGGCCGAGAUAACUCUCCCACCGCGUGCGGUUAUCAACUACGCAAAUAUAAUACCGGCGUCGCAGUUCAAAAAGGACCUGGACGCGUAUAUCAAGGCCAGGGCUCCGGUUACAUUCCUAUCGGAACUGCGAAGUAACAUGCAGGUGAACGAGCCGGGUCGCAGGUACAACAGUCAGCUGAUGAACGCGGUUGUGCUAUAUGUAGGGACGCAGGCGAUAGCUUACAUCCGCGCCAAAGGACAGACGCCGAACAUGUCGACGAUAGCACAUUCAGCUCACAUGGAUAUAUUCCAGAAUUUCACCGUAGACUUUGACUAUGAGGGCCGGUAUCUCUUCUUGAACGCGAUCGCGAAUCAGCUCCGUUAUCCGAACAGUCAUACGCAUUACUUCAGUUGCUGCCUGCUGUAUCUAUUCGCGGAGGCUAACACGGAGGCUGUUCAAGAACAGAUUACAAGAAUGCUCCUAGAAAGGUUGAUAGUAAACCGGCCACAUCCCUGGGGUCUAUUGAUCACAUUCAUCGAACUCAUCAAGAAUCCGAUUUACAAAUUCUGGACACACGAAUUCGUACAUUGCGCGCCCGAGAUCGAAAACACCGGUGCUCUAAGCAGGUUGUUCGCGUCGGUCGCCCGCUCGUGCAUCGCGGACAAGGCAGGGGGGGAAAGGGAGAUGACCGAGCUUCCAGAUGGCGCAGCAGAGUCUUGCGUCAAUGCAGCAGCAGCAGCAACAGCAGCAGCAGCAGCAGCAACAGCAGCCCUCAACAUCACAGCCGGUCAAACAAUGGAAUAUGCUUUUCAAGAAGUAAAAACACCCACAGACUGA